Messenger RNA from Ananas comosus (pineapple), 3420 nucleotides. RefSeq names its product respiratory burst oxidase homolog protein A-like. Gene Ontology annotation, molecular function: peroxidase activity; NAD(P)H oxidase H2O2-forming activity; calcium ion binding. Lineage: Eukaryota; Viridiplantae; Streptophyta; Magnoliopsida; Poales; Bromeliaceae. The coding region runs from base 110 to 2980 and encodes 956 amino acids. Gene Ontology annotation, cellular component: plasma membrane. The transcript has 14 exons. The record is from RefSeq and is a predicted model, not a curated record.
GUUAAUUUCUAAACCCCUCCACACUCUUUCUUUUCCCCUCCAAUUCAAAAUCUCUCUCUCUCUCUCUCUCUCUCUCUCUCUCUCUCGGGGUAUACAAACACAUUUAUAAAUGAGGGGAUCGACGACGAAGCACGACGAUGGUGGUGUGUGGGGAUCGGAUCCGGUCCCCGCGCGAAGGGCGCUGAGCGCCGAUUCGUCGCCGAUCUCGUCGGCGAGGAGGAGGAGCCUCCUCAUCGGCAACGACGACGACGACGAGGAGGAGGAGGAGGAGGAGGAGCUCGUGGAGGUCACCCUCGACCUCCGCGACGACGACACCCUCGUCCUCCGCAGCGUCGCCCCCGCCGCCCCGGCGACGGCGACGACGACGACGACGCCUCCGCCGAUGUUCGCGAUGCGGCGAAGCGCUUCGCACCACCGCCUCCUCCUCCGCCGCUUCUCGCGGGAGCUGCGCGCGAGGCAGGUCCCGCUCGACCUCAAGGCGGAGCUGCUCCGCUUCUCCCGCAACCUCGGCCUUCGCCUCCGCGGCCGCGCCGGCGCCGGCGCCGGCGUCGUCGGCGCCGGCGGAGGCGGAGGCGGCGCGGCGGUGGAGGCGGCGCUGGCGGCGCGCGCGGCGCGGCGCGAGCGGGCGAUGGCGGCGCGGGAGCGGGCGCGGGAUCGGGCGCGCGCGGGGGCGGCGCGCGGCGCGAUCCGCGGGCUCCGGUUCAUCAGCCGGAGCCGCGCCGACGCGUGGGGCGAGGUCGAGGGAAGCUUCGAGAAGCUCGCGCGCGACGGGUUCCUCUCCCGCUCCGAUUUCGCUCAAUGCAUCGGAAUGAUGGAAUCGAAGGAGUUCGCGUCGGAGUUAUUCGACACGCUGAUGCGGAGGAAGGGGAUGAAGAAGGAGAAGGUGAGCAAAGAUGAGCUCUGGGAGAUGUGGUCGCAGAUCACCGACCAAAGCUUCGACUCUCGCCUCCAAAUCUUCUUUGACAUGGUGGAUAAGAACGCGGAUGGGCGGGUAACAGAGGGGGAAGUUAAAGAGAUAAUAAUGCUUAGCGCCUCGGCCAAUAAGCUGUCGAGGCUCAAAGAACAAGCCGAGGAAUACGCAGCUCUAAUCAUGGAGGAGUUGGAUCCCGAAGCACUCGGCUACAUCGAGUUAUGGCAACUGGAAACUCUCUUGCUGCAAAAGGACACAUACCUGAACUACAGCCAAGCUCUGAGCUACACAAGCCAAGCACUUAGCCAGAACUUGGUGGGACUAACAGGGAAGGGCCCUAUUCACAUUCUAAGCACAAAGCUCGGUUACUACUUGGAGGACAAUUGGAAGCGCCUGUGGGUGCUGACACUAUGGAUCGCGGUUAUGGUGGCGCUUUUCACGUGGAAGUUCAUCCAGUAUCGGAACCGAUACGCAUUCCAGGUGAUGGGGUACUGCUUGGCCACUGCGAAAGGCGCUGCAGAGACAUUGAAGCUCAACAUGGCCCUCAUUCUCCUUCCCGUGUGCCGGAACACCAUUACUUGGUUGCGGUCAACCAGUGCUUCUCGCGUUUUGCCUUUCGAUGAUAACAUCAACUUCCACAAGACCAUUGCAGCGGCAAUUGUGGUUGGAAUAAUCCUUCACGCCGGUAACCACCUCUCCUGCGACUUCCCUAGGCUCAUCUCCUCCUCUCCUGACAUGUACUUUCCCCUCUCCAAAGACUUCGGUCCGACAAGGCCCACGUACACGGAGCUCAUCAGCGGUCCAGAAGGCAUAACCGGGAUCCUCAUGGUCCUAUGCAUGGCGGUGGCAUUCACUCUCGCCACACGUUGGUUCCGACGUAGCAUAGUAAAGUUUCCUAAGCCUUUUGACAAACUGACCGGAUUCAAUGCAUUCUGGUACUCGCACCACCUGUUUGUAAUUGUCUACAUUCUAUUCAUCAUUCAUGGACAGUUUCUCUACCUUGUCCACCAUUGGUACCUGAAAUCAACCUGGAUGUAUCUUGCUGUUCCUGUUUCUCUGUAUGCAGGGGAGAGGAUCCUAAGAAGCCUCCGAUCUAGCUAUUAUUCCGUUCGCCUGCUAAAGGUUGCUAUAUACCCUGGUAAUGUUUUGACAUUGCAAAUGUCUAAGCCUCCGGCAUUUCGCUACGAGAGUGGACAGUAUAUGUAUGUUCAGUGCCCUGCAGUUUCACCCUUCGAAUGGCAUCCUUUCUCAAUAACUUCAGCGCCAAGUGAUAGCUAUCUCAGUGUUCACAUCCGACAAUUAGGAGAUUGGACACGAGAGCUCAAGCGGGUCUUUGCAGAGGCUUGUGAACCCGCGGCGGCGGAGAAAAGUGGCCUCCUUAGAGUGGAUGGCACUACCAAGAGAAGCGUACCAAAGCUCUUGAUCGACGGGCCUUUUGGUGCACCAGCUCAGGACUACAAGAACUAUGAUGUGUUACUACUCGUCGGACUAGGAAUCGGAGCAACGCCUUUCAUCAGCAUAUUGAAAGAUCUGCUUAACAACAUUGUGAAAACAGAGGAGGAAGAAGAUGCUAUAUCAGAUGUUCAUCCGAAUCACGGAGAUACUGAUCUGGCCACAGUUGUGAGGACUCCAACAAAACCAAAGCGAAAUCUCAAGACGACGAAUGCGUAUUUCUACUGGGUAACACGCGAACAAGGCUCUUUCGAUUGGUUUAAGGGAGUUAUGAAUGAGGUUGCUGAAUUAGAUCAAAGGGGCGUAAUCGAGAUGCACAACUAUCUGACAAGCGUGUACGAAGAAGGGGAUGCUCGAUCUGCGCUAAUAACCAUGAUUUCAGCUCUCAACCACGCGAAGAAUGGUGUAGAUAUAGUCUCUGGAACCAGAGUACGAACGCAUUUUGGGAGGCCCAGAUGGAAGAAGGUUUUCUCCAAAACAUGCUCUAAGCACCCAUUAGCCAAGAUUGGAGUAUUCUACUGCGGAGCCCCAGUACUGGCGCAAGAACUAGGCAGACUUUGCUAUGAGUUCAAUCAAAAAGGCACCACCAAAUUUGAAUUCCACAAGGAGCAUUUCUAAACUCUUCUCUUGUACAGCCUCUUUUAUAUAUAUAUAUAUAUCCUUUUUGUGUAAAGUAUAGGGAUUAGGAAAUAAGAAAAGUAUAGGAGUACCAGGCACCAUAUAUGCUUAGUAUAUACUCCUCAAAGAUGAGGUAGCAAAAGUGGAAAAAAGAAAAAGAAAAUGGCAGUUGAUUAUCUUGAAUGUUUAUUUAAAUAAGAUGGAGAUUUCAUAUUGCAAUUGAACUGUCUAUAAUAAUUCCUGCACAGAGUGUGUUGGUUAUUAUUUAGAGUACUAUUUAGGAGGUGGCAAAUACCCAAAGCCACUCGUUGAUGUACUAUUUCUAUUAUUAGUUAGUUAUGUGAAAAGAAAAGUGUACAUCUUACGAUUAUUUUAUGUCAUAUUUGUAAAUGGCAAGCAACUGCUAUAAAAUAAACAGAAUUUUUUUCUUUUGUUUGCCA